Molecule: messenger RNA, 7611 nt
Organism: Archocentrus centrarchus (flier cichlid)
Lineage: Eukaryota; Metazoa; Chordata; Actinopteri; Cichliformes; Cichlidae
Gene: tasora
Product: transcription activation suppressor a
Biological process (GO): negative regulation of gene expression, epigenetic; protein localization to heterochromatin
Cellular component (GO): heterochromatin; nucleoplasm
Molecular function (GO): chromatin binding
Source: RefSeq, a predicted model, not a curated record
AGCCGGAGUGAAACUGCAGGGGAGGGCGCAGAAGAUGGCAGCAUUGAGUUAACCAGGCGCAGCUGGAUCUCAGUGAAGAAGAACUGCGCUCACAGGAAGCAUGGUGUGGGCUGUGUGCUGCUCCGACUGCCUGCGCUGCGGGCUCCGGAGGUAACGGUGGCGUCAUCGCGGGACUGUAGCCGAGACAGGGUGCCGGAGUGACGGUUGUGAAGGGACUCGUCGGUUAGGUCCAAAAUACACACAAUGGACGACAACAGUCUACCCCGGAGGGAGGCAUGUCGUCCGAGGAGGGUCUCUGCUGCUGCGGAGCUUGGAGCUAAUGUUAGCCUGCAAGAUGGCGAGGUGAUCGACCUAACCUCUCCCAGAGAAAGUCAGCCUGGGGCGGACAGACCGGGCGCUGCUGGCGGAAGGAUGGAGAGGAGGAACUCGGCACCGCAAGUGGUCCAUCAGAGGCAUAUGCCCAUGGAGCCCUACAAGUUCCACAUACCGAAGAAAACUGAGGAAAAGAGAGCUCUGUUCCAGUAUGUCUCCACUGAGUCCAGGGAGUACGAAGGCAUGAUGACCGUCCUGACCUCCAGCUACAUCGACACCAACUCUGCCGGCUGCUUUACGUACUCCAUGCCUCGGCUUGUCUACAGCGAGCUGCUGGAGAAAGAGUUUGUGGAGAAAAGGAAGGAGAUGAAGGCGGAGGGGAGGACCGAUAAGGAGCUGGAGGAGUGCUACUGUUUCCUGCUGACGGACAGUCAGAAGCUUCCCCUGCUCUGUGAGAAGGGACUGUUUGUGGGUCAGAGCUGGAUCACAGUGUUGGGAAACCCCAGUAAAGGAGUGUAUCUGUCCAGGUACUCGGACCUCCUGCAGAUGAAUUCUUUAACUCCUGGAUCCUCGGGGGAGAUCGUCAUCUUCAAAGUGAUGAAGGGAAAAGUGAAGAGCAUCUAUGAAAACAUGAAGAACCUUCUGGAUCCAACACCUCGCUUCGACAGCCACAUCUCCAAGAACGCCAACAAAAUCACCUCGCUCACCUCGUACCGCGCCUUUGAGCUCUCACAGCAAUACUUCUACGAGUAUUCGUUCGACGAGCUGAGGCCGCGGCCUCGCCAGGUGUGUCCGUACGCCGUGGUCUCCUUCCAGGUCAAAGGAAAAGACGCUCCUCUGCCCAGCGCGCCUCUGGCACCCAUCAGGUCGAACAGUCAGUCAGCAGAGGGGAGUAAAGAGCGCGCUCAGUUCACAGUGUGGACCGGAGACUUGGUGAAAGGUGACCGAGUCCUCUUUCAGAUCUCGCUCUGCUCGAUGUCUCCGCCCUUCAUACCCCACAAACUACCAGAGAAGCUGGAAAUUGGUGAUUUAAUGAGGCUCGACCAGGUGACCAAGCUCCUCCCCCCCAGCCUGUUCUCCUAUAAUCUCUACAACAGCAGCCAUGAAGUUGUGAAGAGCGGUUUUUACUGCAGUCUGCUGGAAGUGACGGACAGGAAUCGAUCUAAGACCAGCGUGACGAGACUGCUGCACGAGCUGGAGAUAAAGAGAGUGGUGCUGGUGACUCCGCUCGUAGACAAAGGCUUUCUGUUCCUGUUGUCCAGUGUUCAGAUGGCCACACCCACAGAGAGAGGAGAGAACUGGAAGAGGUGCCUUCAGGCACUGUUUGUUUUCCAGGAGCCCAGAAACGUGUCCCACACCGGUGAGCAUCACUGUGACUCAUACCAGCAGCACCUUUUACUAAUCUCAGACGGCCGGCGCUGCAGCGAUGUCGGCGGCUGAAUCGCUUCAAUCCCAGCGUUGCACCACGCCCUGUUCAAAGUCCGGGCCAACCCCCCUCCUGAGCUGUCUGCUGGUGUGGAGCACCAGGCGCGGGAAUACCUCAUUGGCCUGAAAGAUGGGAAGGUUCGACAGUACCCGAUGGGUGAGUACGACUCCCAGCUGGAUGAACGAGGAAAACCGUUUCCUGCUCCCACACACCAUCGGGUCAACCUAGAGGGCUACCUGCGCUCCUACCUGUACAGCCCCGCCUUCUACCUGCUGUCAGCGGCCCGGGCCAGGCUGCUCGUGGAGGCGCACUGUGGCAACGAGCAGGCGCAGGAGACGAGAGCCAGGAAGAGACAGGCGACGGAGAAGGAAGCAACAGGAAACAGCAGACACGGAAAGACCAGCGCUCAAAAGAUGCAGCAGCUGAUCGACCUCGUUUUGACCUGCAAGAGGAAUGCAGAAAAUGAGGUGAAGAGGGAGGAAGGAGGUGGGCUCCAGGCACCAGGGAGGAAGAGGAAGCUGGAGCAGCAGGCGGCAGAGAGAGCUCUUAAAUACCUGAAAGCGUCACAGGAACCCCGGCGUGAGGCACGGCAAGAUCCCAGUCGAGGGAAACCAAGUGCCCCUCGUCUCCCCGUCUCCUUUGCGUCUGUGAUCGGCUCGCUGGGUUUGAAGGAUGCUGAUUUGAGGAACGAUGGAUCCGAACUUGCUGCCAAACUUCUCAGCUUGCUGACAGGCCUCGACCAGGCUGCCAGAGGAACCACUAAUCAGAGCCUUUAUGAGGCACAAGAAGAGGGGCUCAGGGAGUCCUAUCCGUUUGAUAGGCUGGCUGCAAAGCUGGGCCUGCCCACCAACUGUGACAUUGACCUGAGGAAGCAGGAUGAGCUGGAGGAGCAGACGGCGGGUAGCGUCAGUAGUUUGGAGGGAUUCAGUCCCGGCUCGCACAGCGGGGAGAUGAAUCACCACGGAGCAGCAGGUAGAGGAGGAGGAGGGAGAGGGCUGGGAAGAAGAGUGGAGUUUGAGGAGGAGGAAGAGGAGGAGGAGUAUGAGAUCCCGUGGGUCCUCAUCCCCAUAACAGGUCUGAGUUCAGAGAGGUACACCCAGAGGGACAGGAGCAUCCCUCACGACCCUCGCUUCCUGCACCUCGCCAUGGCAACAAGCAUCACCACAACAACCAAACCUCCCAGGCAGAGCUCCGCCUUGUCACCUGAGCCCAGCUCUCCUCCCUCCCCCUCCCAGUGCACAUCCCCCGAGGCCAGCCCGCCUCCAUCCCCCUCCCAGUGCCCCUCACCUGACCCCAGCCCUCCUCUUUCACCUUCCCAGUGUCCUUCUCCAGAUCCCAGUCCCCCUUCCCCGUCUCAGUGCCCGUCUCCAGAGCCCAGUUCUCCCCCGUCUCCCUUACACUGCCCAUCUCCACAGCCCAGUCCCCCUCCUUCUCCCUCCCAGUGCCCGUCUCCGGAGACCAGCCCUCCUCCCCGCUCGACCUCCCAGUGCCAGACGCUGGAGCCUAAUGAGCUCAGCUUACCUAAUAAGAACCACAGAGGUGCUAACAAGGAGCUGUUCCCCUCCACAGCCUCCAGGGAGUCUGCAGGAGAGGAGAAACUUCAGGGCAAAGAGCCAUCUGUUCCUCCAGCUCCAGAGAGAAGGACUUCAUCACCUGAGCCGGUGAAGGAAGUCACAGAGAGGAGAACGGUUAAACUUCUGGUGAAGGAAGAAGAAAGUCAGGCAGCUGAAAAGGUGCUGAAACAAGAGAGAAAAGCGACUGACUGUAAACGUGACGGGGAGACGGCGGUGGACUCGAUGCAGGAGGAGGAUGGUAACGAGGUGCAGCAGCUGGUCGGUGCUCCUGCGUUCUCGCCCUCGGCUGCUGCGUGCACGGACAUCAACCGCAUUGUGGAGAAACAUCUUGGUGACUUCUCCUCUGAGAUUCAGCUGCUCCUGCAGGAGGAGAGCACCCACUAUAACUUACCUCAAUACCCUCACUCCACUUCAGUCACAGCAGCAGCCACACCCGAGCGCACGCUCUCCUACGCCUCCGUGUCUCAGUUCUCACAGUACGUGUCUUUCUACAACCCCUGCCCCUCCGUGCAGGACUACGUGGACUCGCUAAAGGACAGCAUUAACAGCGUGAUCACAGAGUGUGAUGACAGCUGGCGACAGCACAACCCCGAACACAGUCGGGCUGACGCUGCUUUGGCUAACACAGUCAGUGCUUUUGUGGCCAGCGUCCGAGCAGCUAAUACAGGCAGAGACGACGAGGCCGCCGCUUUCUGCGAUGAGCUCUCAGCUGCUGAUGGCGGCUCUGCAGCCGCUCAGAGACCCUCCAGAGGAAGUGAAGCGUGGCUGCCGGGUACCGCAAACUACAGGAACCCCCCAAAUUCAGUUCCUACCUCCUCAUCUGGUUCCCUCUAUGAGCCUGCAGACACGUCCGUCCUCUGCCCUCCACCGAGCACAUCGCCACAUUCCCAGUGGACGCCACAGCAGAGCCACACAGGAGAGAUCAGCAGGACAAUCACUCAGAACGUCAGCCAAACUCAGGAGAACGGCACCACCAGGACCGUGCUGUGUACUGCUGCUGCUGACAGUGGGGGCAAGCUUCCAGCUAAGAGCAUCAUUGUGACUCUGCCGGGGCUAGGCGGUAGUUCAGAUCCCUUGGGAGAAGCUUCCCAUCCCUCUGAGCCGGUGUCCAGCCUGAGCCCCGGAUCUGUCCCCAAUCCCAGCGUGGGCACCGCUCCCCCGGCCACAGCCCUGAGCUCCCUGAUCAGCCAGCUGCAGCCAGAUGUGUUCAACAGCCUGGUGGAGAUCAUCAAAGAAGUCAAGAAAAACUCCCUGCAGUUCUACAUCCACUGCACCGAGCCAGGAGACGAGGUCACCAAAGACAUAAAGGAGCUCCUGUUGAAGCAGGGGAACGUGGAGCAGAAUCCGGUCACCUUUCUGAGCCAAGAAGACCCCGACAACAGGCUGCUGGUCAUCAUCAAGAACAAGGACAUAGCUGGACACGUACACAAGAUCCCGGGCCUGGUGUCUCUGAAGCGACAUUCCUCUGUGGUGUUCGUGGGAAUCGAUACGCUGGACGACAUCAGGAACAACAGCUACAACGAGCUCUUUGUAGCCGGAGGCUGCAUCGUAUCGGACGAGCUCGUCCUCAAUCCGGACUACAUCACUCACGAACGACUGGCGGCGCUGCUGAUGUUCCUGGAACAGCACAGUUCUCUGGAGAGUGUUUGGAGGUGGAAGAUUCACUGCAAAACACACAAAAAGCUGAAAGAACAAGCCAGAUUCAGGAGAGAUGCAGCCAGCCUAUUGGAUUUGCUGUCAGCCUAUCAGAAGCGGCAGAUCGUGGAGUUCCUCCCGUAUCAUCACUGUGACAUGAUGAACCAUCAGUCACCUGACCUGGACUGUCUGAUCGAACUGCAGGGACGCUACACGCAGUACCGACACACGAUCUUCCUCACCGAGCAUCACUACGAGAAGUUAACUGCCUACUCCAGCGGGGGCAUCAUCGUCGCCGGUAUCGAUGAAAUUCUGCACAACUUCUCCAGACUGGUUGGUUGCCAUGACAUCAAGGCAAAGCAGCCAAUCAUAGAUGACAUGCUGUCUCCCAAAGGUGCCAAAGGGGUCGGGGGUCAGCUGAGUCACGGCGACUGUGUGUCGGGCCCUGAAUGCUCUCCGUCCAUAUUUCCAGAACACUCCCUCUCCUCUGUCAGCCAACAGCUUCCGCAGCCCAGCUCCGGCUUCCCCUCUUCUCUCCCCCACCCCUCCGACCAGCUCGUCCCAGACGCCUCCUGUAAGGACGGGGUCCCUCUCCACUCAGACGCCGACUGCGAGGUUCUCCGACAGGCCAUCUUACAGUUGCGGGCGGAGCGUCAGGCGCAGCUGCAGCAGCUGCAGCAGCAGCAGCAGCAGUUAGAGUCUCAGGCAGAGUUGAGCAUCAACCCCGUGAAAAGCUUCCUACACAUUCCCACCCCUCCUCCGGGUCAGGGAGGUCCCGCUGAGACACUCCAGCUCACUCCGGGCAGGAAAGCUGUCGCAGCCACUCUGCAGUCAAUUCACUCGGAUCUGCAGCCAGAGCUGAGCAGCAGGAGGGAGGACAGAGAGGAGCCUCCUGCAGAGGAGUGGAGGAGAGGAGGAGAGCCUGGAGAUCAGAGAGGCGGCACCCCGGUGAGAGUGGCGGGCUCACAGGCAGGAAACCAGGCUCCCCGCAGUAAUGACACGCCUGCUUUUUUAUCCAAUCAGAGCGCAGCUGCAGUGACAGCGCUGAGCAGUCAGACACACGGUGAAACAGAUCAACACGGAGAGCCUGUGUUCACCAAAGCAGAUGAAAGUAGCACGCCAUCCUGCAGUACCACUGCCUGUCCAAUAGAGGGCGACAGAUCGAGUGAAACUCAGACUGGCUACGAACAGCCAAUAACAGGAGAGGCGGUGCCACCGGGCAACAGCGAGGUAACGGGAAGCAUCACCACAAUAACAAACCAGGAGAGCGUCCCAAAUCCCGCUGCGCCCCAGCGGCAGCAGAUCCAGCACCCUCAGCAGCACGUGAGCGAGCGGCAGGCGCCGUCACACCCGCAGUACUUACCUCACAGCCACCAGCAGCGGAGCGUCGGCCUCCUCCACCCCCACCUACCUCGAGUCCACAGCCAGCCUUUCCACCGGGCCCCCAUGCUGGGGCCGCUGAGUGCCCUGGGAGGAAUAAGGGGCCUCCUGGGGCAGCCGCCUCUCUGGCCUGGAGGCUUAGGUGCUGCGGGUGCCGUCCCUCUGGUCUGGGGCUUUCAGCAGGCUGCUGUGGACUUCACGGGUCCUUCGCUGCUGGGAGGGUACCCCAGCCCUGCAGCCCAGGGUGGCUUCAGGUACAGAGGGGGGCAGCGGGGAGGCUUUAACGGGAUGUAAGACUGCCAGCUACAAACAUCCCAAACUCUUACAGGUGCCGACAGGUGGUCCACACUCUGCCCCCCACAACAAAAUAAACACACCCCAGUUUGACCCACUUCAUCACACCAUAAAGAACAUUUCAGGUUGUUUGUGGUGCAGAAACACGUAAAACUGGAGCCUUAAAGUGUGCGAGCUGCUGAGGCAUCCUGCCCUCAAACAAUCUGCAUGUUUCUGUCAGUCAUAACAAUAAAAAUCUAAAGUCACUUCUUUAUAUUGAACCUGCCCAACACUAAUGUUGUAUCAGUGCUGCUGGUUUUUGUUCAGUAUUUGACCCUAAAAACACAAACGUGUUCGGUCUGUACCCCUGCAGGAUCCAGAUGGAGCUUCUGUUUUUGAUCUGUGAAACAUCAGAAAAAGUGAGUUCUUAUUUCUCAUAAAUCCUUUUUUCAAUAAGGAUGUCAGCUGUGGGGCCCUCCUGUGGGUGUGUGAUGCUCCUCUGUGACCAGUUUAGGUGCAGUAAGCAGAGACCCUGUGCAGAGUGUGGACUAGCAUCUUAAAGUACCUGCUGCGUGCUGAGAUGCACAAACACUGAAGGACGAAGCUGUUUCUCAGUUUUUGGGGAUAAAACAGCCGAUGGUUUCUGUCAGCACUGAACGAACGGGAGCUCAAGACUGACUGUUUUAUUACUCUGAGUGGUAGUCCCUGAUUUUCCCAGCUUCCCUGAAUGCACCACAGGAACGUGGACGUUUUCUCUCUCCGUGGAAACUGGCUGCAGUUACCUGUACAGGAAGUGGGCGGAGUGUCUCGUACCUGUGGACGUUGUUCAUAUCCUGUAAAAUCUUUGUUUUUUGUAUGGAUGUUCGGGUUGUUGCUCUGAGCUCUUUGUGUUGAGUUUUAUGUAGGAGGAGACUUUGAAACAGACCGCUUUUAACUUAAAUCAUUUUUUAUGUUUUCUUUUUUAUAUCAAAGGUUCUUUUGUAUUAAAAUAAUAAACGUUAUGUAAAAGAU